CGUGGGGCUCCGCGGAGAGGCCUUGACCAGGCAGGGCUUGGGUCCGCGGUUGCCGGCUUGGGGCGGGGGUUCUGAGCCCGGAUCUCCGCCUCUGCGCCCGGGAAGAUGGUGCUGGGGGGCUGCCCGGUGAGCUACUUACUUCUGUGCGGCCAGGCGGCUCUGCUGCUGGGGAAUCUACUGCUGCUGCAUUGUGUGUCUCGGAGCCACUCGCACAACGCCACCGCCGAGCCCGAGCUCACAUCCGCUGGCGCCGCCCACCCGGAGAGCUCCCCGGGCGCUUCGAGCUGGGAGUAUGGCGACCCCCACUCUCCAGUCAUCCUUUGCUCUUACCUACCCGAUGAAUUUAUAGAAUGUGAAGACCCAGUGGAUCAUGUUGGAAACGCAACAGCAUCCCAGGAACUUGGUUAUGGUUGUCUCAAGUUCGGGGGUCAGGCCUACGGAGAUGUGGAGCACACUUCGGUGCAGUGCCGGGCCCUGGAGGGGAUCGAGUGUGCUAGCCCGAGGACCUUCCUCCGAGAGAACAAGCCUUGUAUAAAGUAUACCGGACACUACUUCAUAACCACUUUGCUCUACUCUUUCUUCCUGGGAUGUUUUGGAGUAGAUCGUUUCUGCCUGGGACACACUGGCACAGCAGUGGGGAAGCUCUUGACCCUUGGAGGACUUGGGAUUUGGUGGUUUGUUGACCUUAUUUUGCUGAUCACUGGAGGCCUGAUGCCCAGUGACGGCAGCAAUUGGUGUACUGUUUACUAAGAAGAGCUGCUGCUGAGGCCCAGAGAGCAAGGCUCUUGGAUUCAUCUCUGCAGGCUCAGAGUUCCUGGAUGUCAGGCCUGACCAGUAUUUUCCCUCAUUGGAGAGAAUGGGUUUGGUUAGGAAGGUGGCUUCAGACUGUGGGUGUUCGACCCAAAUUUGACCUUGCUGACUAGAAAUGACAAGCAGACAGUAUUGUGGGUAUCAAGUUUGUACCUUUCCUCAUGUACCAAAAAUAUAAAGGAUAGUGCUUAACUUAUAAGCUGCAGAAGGGUCUCCUUAUUCUUUAUUUCUGUGUGCUGCUAUGUCAUCAACCUUUUGGAGCGGUUGGACCCAACAGGAUGUUUUUGGCCUGUGCCUUUGUGACCCUGAGUCUUCGUGCAGUGGAGGUCAGAAGCUGAACCAACGAAAAUGUCCAGCAGAAGUAGAAACAGCAGUAAAUUUUAAUACACGCUGAAAUUCUGACUUUCUGAAUUUAAAUUGCGGAAUGAAUGUUGCCAACCUGGAACGCUUGUUUGGGUAUUUUCAAUAGGUAGAAUGAAACUCAAUAUCUGUUGUGCUUAAAGCUGAGCAUCUGAAAUGAUCCUAUUAAUAAACCCUAUUGUUUCAUUAUUAUUACUCCUGAGAGGCAAUAUAUCCAGUAUAGUAAUUCCGUCUAAUGUCCAAUUAUGUUUUGAAAGCCAACAGUUCCAGACAUGUCUGGGUUCAGCUAUCCUCUUGGCAGAAUUUUCCUAUUGAAAAGGUAUCAUUUACCAAUUUAGAAAGCCCAUGUUAUAGACUGAUUAAAAAAAAAAUCAUACAAGUAACUCUAAAUCUCUUCUUCAUGAUUACAUAAUAUAAAAUGAAGAGCCUCACAUCCUUGGAAAGGAAAACAGACUCUUCCUUAAAGGAUCUUACUGCUGAGUGCUAGAUAGAAUUAGGAUGUGACUUGUGGGAAACAAAAAGAAACUGAACACAUUUGUCAAAAUAAGCAUGGUACCAAAGUCUUUCACUGUGGGCUACAGUGGUUAGUCAUAGGGAAAGAGACAGCCAAGCUUUCGAGUUCCCACAUCACAGGGGAUAAAAAAAAAAAAUGUUCUAAACUUGUGGUUUUUAAAACUUAGUUCCCAUCCCUUACAAUCUGAGUUGAACAGAACUGUUAAGUGUAAAGUAAAAGGGGGGUUUACAAAGAGCCUGCUAUUUGGGCAACAUAUAAAUUCUAGGAGCAAUUAAGGUAGAACCGCUCAAAGUUUAGUCUCGUAAUAAUUGACAUAAAAGCCAGGAAUCCCAGUUAAAAUAACUGGAUACUCUCUAUCAUUAUGAAGCAGUUUUCCUGAAAGUUUCAGCUUUAUUAUCCCUGAUUAACAUGACCACUUUUCUUAUGGUAUUAAAUGGUGGCAACUAUGUAAAAGUGAAAACAGAUUAUUCUGUUUUGUCUUGAAAGUUCUAUACCACAUUGACCUCAACUUCUUCAUAACUGUAAAUUAAUAGAUUCUUAUUUAUAAUCUCUACAGUCUAAGGCAAUAUAUUUUAAAUUGCUGUGGGUCCUGAAGAAAUUGAACCUUCUCCCCAGAAAAAUGCACAUAAACUUAAAAUUUCUGCAUAGAACUUAAGAGAGUUCAAGGAUGCCCCUUUUUAAAAAGAAAAACUCACUUUUAAGAAAAAUCUGGAAAACUAAAAUUGAAAUCCUGCCCCAAAUAAGACAAUACUUUAAACCACAAAUCCUGCUUCAUCUCACACUUAAAAAAAGAAGAAAAAAAAAAACUCCUUAAAGAUAUUCACAAACCCCAUCAAAAGUUAUUUUUAAAAAAUAAAUAAAUAAACUGUGGCAGCUUUCAGACUCAAAAUCAUUGAUCAUGAAUGUUUCCAGGAAGAAGAACUUGGGUAAAGAGGUAAAAGUCUGUAAAUUAUUAAAGUUUCUAUUUUAUAGAAUAUUUUAUAGAAGCCCUCCUCACAGAAAAGCUGCUGGGAACCAGAGUUGUUUCCACUGCUAGCUGACAACCUGAGAAUCUAUAUUCCUCUGUGACCAUCCAAAUUUGUUAGUUUCAGUGUGACUUCUAGGUGAUGAGCAUCUUCUGUAUUUACAAACCCUGGCCAAAUGUGAUAAACCUGAAAAACUGUUUGAGUAAAGGAAUAAUAUUAAAAAUGCGA
Molecule: messenger RNA, 2877 nt
Organism: Dama dama (fallow deer)
Lineage: Eukaryota; Metazoa; Chordata; Mammalia; Artiodactyla; Cervidae
Gene: TM2D2
Product: TM2 domain containing 2
Exons: 4
Coding region: 106-750 (214 amino acids)
Source: RefSeq, a predicted model, not a curated record